UGGUAUUUAACAAUGCUAAUUUAUGCUUUAAUUGUAUUUAGUGAGGAUGUCAGACUAUAACACUAUAAAAAUGUAUAAUAGCACAUUUUUGAGGAAAACUGUAAACUUGGCAACCCUGGCUUUUUUCAAGCUUCCUUGUCAACGUUCUACUAAAAAUACGGCGAGCAGUGGAUUCAAAGUUUGUGUUGAUUUUGGAUUUUCUUUAACGUUGCCCUUCACUUAUGCCAGUCAAAGCUAAAACUGUCGCACUAGUAAUCUAAUUCAUGUAUAAAUAUUGUAAUUGUAAUGAUUGAAUGAAGAUAAACAAUGGCUGAUGUUGAAGAAACUCUCGUUCGCAGCUGUACAGACUGGAUGUCGCAGCUUCCUCCUUCACUCCACCAUGUUCCUUUAUGGAAUCUCGCUAUACCUGGGAGCCACGACACCAUGACUUACUGCUUGGACAAGCACAGUCCAGUUCUGCAAUCAGAGCCCCUGGUCCUGAGAAUGCUGGACCACAUUGUUCCCUGCAUAAUCCGACCGUGUGUAAAUAAAUGGGGAACCACUCAGGAACUCACCCUUUCCAGUCAGCUGGAUGCAGGAAUUCGAUUUCUUGAUCUAAGAAUUGCCCACAAAGCCAAAGAUUCUGAUGUGACCUUUCACUUUGCACAUGGAAUAUACUCUUUGGUUACUGUUAAGGAGGCACUAACUGAUGUGGCUUACUGGUUAGAGCAGCACACUAAAGAAGUAGUGAUCAUUUCUCUUUCUGCUUUUGAUAAUGUGAACCCUGACCAGCAUAACAACCUUAUUGUCUUUCUGAUGAGAAUCUUUGGCACGAAACUUUGUCCCAAAUCGGUAAUUCCGUCCCUGACAGAAUGCUAUAGUCAUGGUUAUCAGGUUAUCCUCUCGUACGCUGACCCUUCUGCAUCUGGACAUUUGGAACUUUGGCCAGCUUGGGAUUACUGGUGGGCCAAUGAGUCAGACCCAAAGUUGGUUAUUUCUUAUCUUGAAAAUAGGAAGGUGAACGUAGGGAGACCAGCAAAUAGCUUUUUUGUGGCUGGUCUGAACCUCACUGAAGAUGCUAGAUAUGUUCUUCUUCAUCUCCGACAGUCUAUGAAAAGCAUGACGCUCCAAGCCUACACUCUGCUGAUGAACUGGGUCAAACAGCAGUGCCCUGGCUCCCAGACAACAUGCCUUAACAUCAUCUGUGCAGACUUUGUUGGGAUUUCGCAGAAUGAGUUCUCUCAGAUAGUUAUUGCACUGAAUAUGCAACUGUUAAAACAAAUCUCAGGGAUUUUUAAAGAAGCUAAUUAAUUUUAGCUGAAGAGUUUUAAAACUCAACAUCAAAAUUCUUCCUGGCUCUUUAAAGUUCUAUCCAAAGCCGCAAUCAUAGCACAGAUGCUCAGGAACUGCUUAGAAUACUUAAGUGCUGAUGUUAUACAUACUGAUUUAGGAAUGUUCACCCACAUUUGCUUGAUAAAUGCCGUUAAUUUUAAGAUGUUUUGGGCCAUACUUUAACAAAGCUGUGACUAAAAAGAAUUAUACAAGUUUACAUUUAUAUGUAGAAUUAAUUCUAUAGUUUGAAAAGUUGUUAAAGAUGGAGCCUAUAUGGAGUUUUUAAACUUAUCAAUUUGUGUGUUAAAUACACAGUUGGACAGUUCAUUAAAAAUGCUUAAAAAUUAGUUUCAUCUGUCUACUGAUUUAUAGAUUUUACUCUUUUGUAACAUUGAAUGAAAGGCUCAGUACCUACAGGAAUACAGUGCAGCUCAAAAGCUUUAUCAGAUGAUUUUUGUGUUUGAGGAUGUUCUUAAAUCCGGUCAAAUUGCAAUUAAUAUGAAAAACAUGUUGCACAGAAACAAGGUGUCUUUGCGGAUGACUUCGGCUCGGCAUUGUACCUCACAGUAGUUACUGAAUUUUGUAUUUUGGAAAUAUCUGUAGGCUGUUUACUAUGCAAAUAUUUUGAUAAUAAAAAAUAAAGAUAAUUUUGUUUAUGUGAAUAAAGAGCAUAUUUAAGA
This is a messenger RNA of Trichomycterus rosablanca, 1991 nucleotides long. RefSeq names its product PI-PLC X domain-containing protein 1-like. The record is from RefSeq and is a predicted model, not a curated record. Bases 307 to 1290 code for a protein of 327 amino acids. Gene Ontology annotation, molecular function: phosphoric diester hydrolase activity. The transcript has 6 exons. NCBI's taxonomy places the organism in Eukaryota, Metazoa, Chordata, Actinopteri, Siluriformes, Trichomycteridae. Gene Ontology annotation, biological process: lipid metabolic process.